This is a messenger RNA of Patiria miniata (bat star), 2480 nucleotides long. Its product is annotated as 5-hydroxytryptamine receptor 2C-like. Gene Ontology annotation, molecular function: neurotransmitter receptor activity; G protein-coupled serotonin receptor activity. The transcript has a single exon. Bases 777 to 1910 code for a protein of 377 amino acids. Gene Ontology annotation, biological process: chemical synaptic transmission; G protein-coupled receptor signaling pathway, coupled to cyclic nucleotide second messenger. The record is from RefSeq and is a predicted model, not a curated record. NCBI's taxonomy places the organism in Eukaryota, Metazoa, Echinodermata, Asteroidea, Valvatida, Asterinidae. Gene Ontology annotation, cellular component: dendrite; membrane.
AAAAACUUGGAAGUUUUAUUCUUCGAUGUUUGCAAAUGUUGUAUACAUGUAUUCCCUUUAAGACAUUUUCUAAAUUAUUCACACAAAUGGAUUGCCAUAUGAAUUGCCAAAACGGCAGUGCAAGCGGCAGUACCAAAUAAUUAUCUAUCACUGCACACGAAGGAAAAACAGUUAUUAUCAUAUACGACCGUAGGAAAACACAUUGAUGGUGAAUAUGACCAUCCCUUCUUUAGAUGUAUUGACGACCGGGCAUUGUGUUUACAAAGGUCUCAGCUCUUGACGUACGUACAGCUUAAGAGCAAACUAACCAUGAUAAUACGUCAGGCAGGGAUGCUUACAAAUCUCAUUAGCGUUAGCAUUACUCUCCUACUAGGUAAUGAUUACUAUGUGGAUGCUAUAAAAAUGUAAACCCACCUUUUGCAAUCGAUCGUAUACGAUAGAGUGAGUUGAAUUGAACCAUGACGUGGAAUUGAAUAGGUUUUUUUUUUUAAAGUGAAUUGAGAAGGAACAGGAAAGUGUCCUCAAUCAAAAUGAAGACAGUACAAGCUUGUCUUUUAGGACUGGCAUUGUUCUAAAAGUAUUCAUGUCAUCCAAGCGUGCAAUCCGCGCUUAAGAAACAGCGCAUACACUGCAGUCGAGUGCAGAUUAUGCCUACGAUUGUGGACGGUGUUCCUAUAGGUGAACACUACUCGAUCGUUUUAUUCGAGUCUCCGUUCUUCUGAAGAAUGUGAGCAAAUGUCGUUAACAGUCAGUAAGGGGCCAAAGGGAAAGUAAAAAUGGAGGAAUCGGGGAAUUUCAGUGGGCAGACUUAUACUAGCGGCAAUUCAGAGUUAUCUACUGGAGAGAAGAUCACUUGUAUUGGACUGAAUGUGAUACUGAUGGUUUUGAUAGUCGUGGGGAAUGGCCUACUCCUGUUUGCAAUAAUUAAGGCCAAAGAGUUGAAGAGAAGCAGCCGCAUCUUUCUGGUUUCGCUGACUGUGGCCGACCUUUUCGUCGGUCUUGUUGUCAUCCCAGUGCGGGUGGUACCGCAGAUCAUUGGCAUCUCAAUCGGCAGCACCUGGUUCCUAUCUGACCGGUUCUGCGAGACGUUAUACUUUCUAGAAAUCUUCGCCAUUGGAGCUUCAGUUCUAGCAAUAUUGGCCCUGAGCAUUGAGAGGUAUCUGGCCGUGGAGAUGCCGCUGAGGUUCCGCUCCAUGCUGACUUCUUGUCGAGCGUUCACCGUGGUUGCUUGCUCCUGGCUCGCAAGCCUCUGCACGGCGUCCAUCUUCGUCAUCCUGUCGGUGGUCAACGAGGAUAGAUUUUUUUUAGUUUUUGACGGAUCUUCGUCGCUGUGUGUCAUCAAAGGCCUGAACUGGUUGACCCGUUUCAUGUUUUUUAACUUCAUCAUUGUAUUUUUACUCAUACCGUUUUGCGUCACUUUUCUCGCUUCGAUUCGCAUUCUGCAUAUCGUGAAGAAUCACACCGGGUUUCAGAAACAGGCUCCCAACCCGUCCGACUGCAAUUCCGCGUGCAGACAGACCUCAUCGGCGAGCGGAGCCAAACGGUUACCGCAGGCCCAACGGACUGGUAAUGGAGUUUGCCGUGGACUCUGCAAGCGUUUCCUUGACAAUAAGAAAGCCUUGGUCACCGUUCUCAUUGUCACGCUUUCCUAUUCAGCCUCCAGUGUACCCUUUGUCGUUUGUGUGUUGUACAUGGAGUUUUCUCCCUACAGUGUUGACCAAUUCCUUGUUGAACUAGCCAAGUUGUCAUUGUUUACCAGCUGUUUCAUCAAUGUCAUCGUUUACACAAUACGAAACAGGGCGUUCAGGGGGUCGGCCAAGCGUCUACUUUUCCGACUGUUCCCUGUCAGAUUGCGUUGUAACACUGUUAGACGGCACCCAGUCAGAUCGCAAGCCGACAACCUGAGCUGAAUGUCAGUGCCUUUACCCAAGAUACGUACUUGUAAUUCACAACAGCAUUUCUUUGCAUUGUACAGCCAAGAGACACUUGGGAGUAGUGAGCACUGACUUAAUGAUUUUCGAAACUAGGAGCUAUGGAACUCAGUUGUGUGUUGGCUACACUCGCUGCAUUACGAAAUUUUCUGAAAUUACAUGUAAUUUAGCCCCAAAACGUGAGCUACCGUUGGUCGAAACUCCCCAUUGCGUUUGAACAAAUACGUUCAGAAGGUUGUUACAGAACCCGAAUAUCGUGGCGUCGCUGAUGUCAUACCAGGAUAAUUCACCAGUGGAGCAGGACUAUGGGCAGGGGGCAGAGAAUUCAAUACAGCCAUGCAGUCGACCCAUGACCAGGAAAGUAGUCAGAGACUUAGUAUCGCUGGAGCGAUUUUGGGAUGGGGGGGGGGGGGGCAGACAAAGUGCCUUGCGACGAUGAACAAUCUGUCGGGUCCUUCAUACAAGACAAAUGAUACUGCCAAAGGCACAUCAACCGUCACAUAAUCAAUGGCGUAGCUCGGAUUUUAUUUUCAGUUUCAGCCCCAUAAU